Messenger RNA from Linum trigynum, 1629 nucleotides. NCBI's taxonomy places the organism in Eukaryota, Viridiplantae, Streptophyta, Magnoliopsida, Malpighiales, Linaceae. The record is from the annotation of a GenBank genome assembly.
AUGGCGAAACCUAAUUUCCAGCACCCGUUCAUCCGGGAUCUGAGGAGGGGACCCACCGCAGAGCGCUUCAAGGAGGUCGUGGAAACCCCGUUUGGGUCACACCAUUGCUGGUCCAAACGGGAGUUUCGGCGAUUGCACUGCUACGAGCAGCUCUCCGCCGCGGUCGCCAACACAGCCUGGCGCCGUGUGCUCCAGCUCUGCGAGAAGGUCUACUACGAGCCGGUGUGGGAGUUCUACACGACCUUCAAGCACAAUACCACGGACAACUGGCAGGACGGUACGGCCGUCCAAUUCAGGCUGGGUGGGGUCCCCCGGUCCUUGAGCUACCACGAGCUGGCCGAGGCUCUCGACCUCGACCUCGACGACCGUGAGGACUACGUCACCGAGGUGAAUGAGCCACCGGAGGUGGACUUCGGGAGGCUGUACACCAGCCUGGCUCGGCCAGGCCAGACGCGUCCCUUCCGGUCAGGGAGGACGAAGGCCUCUACCCUGCAGAUCGACAACCGACUUCUCCACCACCUGCUGGCGAAGUCUUACACUCCUGCAGCUGACAGCGCCGGCGCCAUCACGAAGAGGCCCCUGUACUUCCUCCAUUCGAUCCGCCAGCGCCGCCAUCCUCUCCACCUGGGUUCAGUGGUGGCCAAGACCUUCGAGAAGACGGCCACAGAGCUGAAGAGCCUCCACUGCGCCCCCCUCAUCACUCGCCUGGCCACCUUCUUUGGCCUUUCACUGCAGGGGUGCACCGAGGAGGGGGACACCCUCAUCUUUGGCAGCACGACGAUCAGGAAGAUGCUGCUGUUGCGGGAGAGGAACGGUGUUCAAUGGGUCGAUGGGUUUCCGGAGCCUCCGAUCCCCGCGGAGCCCGUACCAGAGGAGGAGGAGGCUGCCGAUGAGGUGGAUCCCGAGGAGGUGGGUGCUGCUGCUGAUGCUGCUGAUAAUCCCCCACAGACUGACUUCCAUUUCGGGGGUAGCAGCUCCGCUUUCCAGGGCCAGGAUUACUUCGCCCAGCAGUUCGAGCAGCUGAGGAUCCAGAACCAGCUGCUCCUCGAUCAGCAGAUGCAGUUCCAUCAGCAGUAUGCGGCCGACCAGGCCGAGUACCGGACCAGGAUGGAUGCUUAUGACGAGCGGCUGAACACGAUCCAGACUCAGCAGGGCGUGACUCUUGCCCACAUCGAGCGGGAGAAGCGCCGUUCCCGGCGCAUGCAGGAGGUCCAGCAGCACCUGCUCCAGCUGCUCCCGGGCGAGCCACCUGUCUGGAGGACUCCCUGGGAUGACUCCCCUCCACAUGACGGUGCUACUGGCGCUGCGGAUGAUGACGCAUUCAUGAACGACAUCGACCUCAACGAUCUUGGCGACGACAUUGUCCACUCUCCCGUUCGUUUCUCGCUGACUGGUCCACUUCCAGUCCCCCAGCAGUGUUCCUACCCGUGCUUGGAGCCUAGUCCGCUGUCCGAAUCUUACGAUUUGAGGGCUCCAAGACAACCUAUGAUGAGGACUGAGAUGUGCAGUAGAACGAUGGUAUCAGAAUGUGAGAUAGAGCAUAUAGCAUUUAGAGGCUGCCAUCAUGGUGAAGAGAUGAUAGGGAUUGAGAGAAAUAGCAUGCGCAUCUUUCGCAUCAAAUUGUCCUGA